AACGGACUUAGUACAUCUUUUCUUACAUUAUACAUCUACCACAAAGCUUGAAAGAAAACAGUGAGUGGAAUAUUGUUAACGAGUCAGUUAACCGGGUCAGGUGCGUCAGUUGUGACGAAAGAUCGUGACAUUGUUACCUUGUGUUACAUCAGCUUUACUACCAAUUGAGGAAUUUGCAUAUACACUUAUCAUAUGCAAACUAUGUUGUCAUUGUUGCAUUUUGCCAAGUUAGUUGCAGGUUAAAGUGAGACCCUUGAUACCAGAAUCACCUGAGGGAUGUUGCCUACCACUAAACAUCUUUGGUAAAAAGUUAUAUUAGCACUGCCGUCGCUUUUUCUACCAGAAGAACGAGAUUCUUGGACUCUACAACCAAAUUAGAUUUAUUCAGUUUCCAAAACGAGUAGAGAUGACAAACCUUCUCCAAGAAACAGUACAGUAUGCAUACGAUCACUGGAUUACAUUGUUGGUUGGACUUUUAAUCCUUCUGUUUUAUCGGUAAGUAGUUAGAGUCAAUUAAGGGUGUUGAGAAUCAAUGUUUUGGCUGUAUUAAGAGUGUUUGUCGCUCGAGAUAUGCGCAACUUACUUUUACCUUAAUAACUGAUUUGAUUUUAAACUUUCGAAGCAUUUUUCGCGGCUCCAAUCAAGCGGUGAAUAGAAGCCUUACAUGAAAUCAAGGUGGUGUAUGAGCUUCUACGAUAUGGACAGAAAGUUGAAUGACGCCAUUGUUUUUAGAGAUUGAACGCAUGUAAAUAAUCCCUUGUUAGACAAUAAAAAGUCACGCAACAUUGGAAAAAUAACUUUCGAGUUCUUUACAAAAGUAACUUCCCGGAUGACACUGAAACGGAAAUGUGCGUUUUUCAUGUUACAAGUCUUGGCAACAUUGGGUUAAAAGGAUACAUCAGCAUUUCAAAAAUUUAUCUCCUUUUGGUGACCGCUAAGUUAGUUAUCAGUCGUAGGAAUUCAGAGUUAAAUUAAAAGCCAUUUUUAAUGGCCAAACUUUCAUGGCUACAAUUUUGAUAUCUAAGUUACUGUUAUCUUACCUUUCCAAGAUACUGUGUUGCACCGUUUACUGUUUUCAAGAAACUCGGAAUCAGAGGACCAACACCUCUUCCGUUUUUUGGCAACGCUAUACAGAACUCCUUUAAUGUAAGUUGGUUGGCUUAAUUUUUUUUUUCAUCAGGGCCUAGUUGUUCAAAGGGCAGGCAACGCUAUCCAACUGGUAAAAUCCCUACCUAGCGGAUAAGUGUUCACAAAACGUACUGCGUUAUCCACAGGAUUGAGCUUUUAUCCAGUGGGAAGCAUUAUCCAUGCACCCUUCGAAGAACUGGGGCCAAAAUGAUCGGAUGGACGGGCAAUGUUAACUUUACCUUAACGUGAAGAAGUAAUUUAUCAUUGAUAAAAUCAAAAGUAGUCUUGUGGAAGGCGCAAAAUGGCUUGCCUGAUUGCAAACUCCAAACAAUAACACGGUGGCAUGUACUCAAGUUGAAAGAACAGGAAAUCGAACAACGGAGCGGAAACUUGCAUUUUCUUGACCAAAAGAGAGUGUUUUACGAAUGAGGGGAACCUCUCUUACAUUUGUUGGAUGCGGGCGCAUCUUUAGCGAUUGGUAGAACCGUUUAUUAAUGACAUAGAACCCUGGUGGCCUGUUGAGGCAUCACUCCUAAUAACCAUUGACAAAUUUCAACUCAAAGCUGACUUAGCCAGCAUGUAUCUUGAGGCUUUUUUAUCUUAACUAUGCCCAUCAUCAAGCCAUUGCAAGUCCAUGAGGGGGUUGAAUUAUGACCUCAAAUUCUCCCCUAACAGUGUACUGACUUACUUUUUUUGCAGCCAAAUGUCAUCCCCAAGUGUCAAAUGGAAUGGUACAAUAAAUAUGGAAAGAUAUUUGGGUAUGUAUUUUAAUAUUUUUGUUGAAAAAAGUAAAAUAAACGAAUCACCAAUUGGCAUCUGCUGAUGAUGAUGAUGUGAUGAUGGUGAAAGAAAGUUCAAUCUGGUUGCUGGCCGUAGAAACUACAAUAGUUCCUAAACCAAAACGGCCGGUAGGGCUCCCCUAUGCACCCUGCAUUAAUUAUAGUCCCUAUAAGUUAUUUCAAAAUAUAUUUUCUUCUUUGUUUUCUUUUGUUUCUUAGACUCACCCUCUUUCAGAAUAGAAUAUAAAUAAGAAAAAUUCUGAGACACCUUUGGUUUUGGCUUGCGAAAUGUUCCAACAUUAAAUCAUAUUUUUCAUAUCGUAUCAUAUUUUUGCAGAGUUUAUAUCUUUCGUCAGCCAUUCAUGGUGGUUGCUGAUCUAGAUAUGAUAAAAGAGAUCCUUGUCAAAGAAUUCCCGAAAUUUCACGAUCGAAAGGUAAUAAUGAUAUUUUUUCAAUUUCCUCACUUAUAGAUCAAACCCUUUUUGCUACGCGACACAUUAGUAAAGGUUAGGUUGGUUUAGUUAUUUUUCAGCACGGAUGAACAUGACUGGAUAUUCUGAAUUUUUUCAUCUCUUUAUUAUCUUAGCUAGAAAAGCAAUUAAUAUUGUAUUGCAAGGGAAAAGGCAACAUUGAUGAAAGCUGUAAUUUGAAGCAAAUGAUCAUCAUCGUUAAGAGUGUGAGAAAGCUUUAGCGCCUUACAUAAUCUAACUCAUAUACAAUAUAUUCUUUAACUAAACGAUAAUGAAAGCCUAAAAUGUACUGAAUUCAAGAUAGAAAUGACAUUCUUCUGUAACGUACAAUUUCAGAAAUUGAUGAAGGACCUUAAGAAGCCAUAUGACAGAAUGUUAACAAUUGUAAGUAGUCAGAAGUGGAAGGAUAUACGGUCUACUUUGUCUCCAACUUUCAGUGCAGCUAAGAUGAAGCAGGCAAGUUUCGUUUUUAUUUUUAAAUUUGUAUUAAUAGGCAAUACGGGGCAGAUCAUUUAUUUUUUCCUUCCCUCUGCUAAUAAAAAUUAAGUUGUUUUUGAAAGCGAUGGUUGUUGUCACGAAAAUUUGAUUUGAUUUUGGUAUACGUACCUCUCUUGCAGAUGAUGCCCUUUAUGAACGAAGCGAUUAGCAUUUUAAUCCAGAAAGUGGAGAGAAUUUCCAAGACAGGGGAGACCAUUGAUUUUCAUAGGUCAUUACAGUAUACUCAAUUUAAAAUGAUUAAUGUAGAAGGAAAAACCGAAAUGAACAAACCUUAAUCAUCAUGUGAUGUGACGAUUCGGUUCAAAUGAGUUCAAAAAUAAAUCGCGAAGGUUAGUGCAUGAAUAUGGCAACUACUUCUAAUUUGUUUAAGUAACUUUUCUGGGUUCACAGUUUGAACAGAGAACAUAAAAUAUCUGUGAAAACUGAUAAUAGUCUCAAGACUUGAGUUAUACUUGAAGAGAAAGACCCUUUAAUUUCUCCUAAUUGACAAAUUAUCUUUACAAAAUGGGUACCUGUAGAAUUCGUUAUUUAUCUCAAACUUUUUUUUCCCCUACAUUCAGGUGGCUCCAAAGUCUUACUAUGGAAGUGAUUCUGUCGACAGCAUUUGGAGUCAAAGCAGAAACACAAACUGUUGAAAAUGAUCCGAUCACUGAGUUAGCAAAGAAGGCCAUGGCUCCACACCCUUUGGUUGGAUUACUGUGUUAGGAUCUUUUUUCCUUACUUUUUUGUUAGUUUGUUUAGAAACUAUCAAGACGCUCUCUGCUUAUCAAUAUCGGCCACAGAAAAGAAGUUAAAUUAUAGUCUCUUGGAACACACCAUCACACACCUGUUGUAAUAUGGUACUUAUUGGCAAAACAGCAGAAAGCCAUAGGAUUUAUUUUCCCCUAUAUGUGCCACUUUUUCAUGUGUUUACGACCUCUUUACUUUAAUCACACAUUUGCAGUCCUGUUACCAUUUGGAGAACACAUACUAAAUAACCUCCAGGAUCCGUUUGAUUUCGAAAAAAUUCUUGCCAUAUCAGCCGAUAUCAUCGCUGAGAGGACUGCCGCAAAGGACAGUAAUGAUGUACCCGUGAGUAGCUAUCAUUAUGACAAAGAGCAGCACUCAGUAUAAAAUGAUAAGUGGCGAAUCUAUAGCUCCUAUCCUUCCUUAAACUGUCGGGGAGAAUGCAUAAAACAGAAUGCGUUAUGCGUAAUUGCUAAACAUAAACGCAAAUAAAACGAUUUCUCUGGUUUUCAAUUAUCGUGGCUCGUAUUCAUCAAUGGUGAAGUUAUGUCAGCCACCAAGUUGCAGAAGCACUCUUAUCCCGUUUGCCACGUUUUUAUACGAACAUGUCAUGAUAAAUUAGAUGCCGGUAUACUUUUGCGAAAACUAAUGACCAAGAAACCAUUUCUUCCUUCCACACUGAUAUCCAUGCUUCCUUUGCUUUUAGCGGAAAGACUUACUGCAACUGAUGCUGGAUGCAAAGGAUGAAACAGGAGGAGAAAAAAUUGAUUAUGAUGAUAUUAAGGCACAAUGUCUAACUUUCCUUCUCGCUGGAUAUGACACAUCCAGUACAACUCUCGCUUUCAUUUGCUAUGAACUCGUUCUUCACACGGACGUGCAAGAUAAACUGAGGGACGAGAUUGACCGUAUGUGGCCUGGAGAUGAGGUAAGUACUCAGAGUGUGUAAAAUUUCUGUCAAUAAACCAAACAUUUGUUUAACGUAAUAGUAGGAAUCGAAUGAUUAGAUUUUUGAGUUCUUGUAAAUGAAUUAUGUUUUCGUAGGAAUCUCCAUCUUAUGACUCGCUCCAUAACAUGCAAUACCUUGACAUGGUUAUUAAUGAAGCAAUUAGGAUGUACCCGCCAGGAUUCGUGUGAGUAAUUGAAAUAGUGGAAACGAAAUUUUGGAAUUACUUUGGUUUAAAUCAAUACAAAUCAUUUCCCCUUUAGGGUACGUUUACUUCUAGAAUGUAACCUGCAUAUGGUAAAAAUUUGACCAAAUGGAUGUGUAAAGCAAACUAUCCAGGUUAAAAAGGAAAAACAAGGUGCUUAAAAAGACUAUUACAUGAUGCGAGUAUACCACUCAACUAGUUCUUUGAAAGGUCGAUGGCUGCACUCUCUUGUAUUCUGCGCCCGUGAUUUGGCCUCUAUCAAAAAGGCUUUCUGGGGAUUAACAGGGUAAUUUAGUGUUAUCAGCUGAGAUGAAAACGUAAAUUGGCCACCGUAAAGAGUUUAAAGGCUGACGUUUCGAGCGUUAGCCCUUCGUCUAGCCCUUCCUAUCGUUCUAACGAAGGGCUAACGCUCGAAACGUCAGCCUUUAAAAUCUUUACGGUGGCCAAUUUCAAAUCAGUUUAUAACACUAAAUUACCCUGUUAUACUCUCUCACCGACGCAGCACCACAGUCUCUUUAGAAAACUCAGGUGUAACUUUAGGUUAUUUUUCAUCAUUUCGUCAGCCUUCAGAGAGAUUGUAUGGAGGCCUGCACUAUAAAAGGGCUGCACAUUCCUAAGGGAUUGCCUGUUACGAUUCCGUGUUAUGCAAUUCACCAUGAUCCGGAGAUAUGGCCGGAGCCAGAAAAGUUUGACCCAGAAAGGUGAGCGUAAUCUAAGAUGAUAUUCGAGCUCAACAUUUUAGCAAGAGAGCUUUUGUUUAUGGCAUGUUUAAAUGAAAAUAAUUGAUAAAUAUUUUUUUUGGAAAUUAUUCUUCUGCCAAGGCCAGCUUCUGUCAAAGCCACAAUAGCUUAAACCAACUAAGAGUACUGGGAUCUUUCCCUUGAUGGAAUGUUGAUCAUUCACAGAUGGAUCCCAGUAUUCUGUCAAGUUUCCUGUUAGUUCACCAUGCAAUACUACCCAUAUUCCUGAUUGAUAAGAAAUUUUAGGUGUCUCACCUAGAACUCAAACCAGUGACCUGGGUGUAGGCCUCUGCUCACAAUUUUUGAGCCGGCGUCAAGCACGCUGGUUAUUAUAGGUAACCUCGUCUCAAGCAUGAUGAUACUUCCAUUACGACAGGUUCUCAGAGGCAGAGAAAGCAAAGCGUCAUCCCUAUGCAUUCAUGGCGUUUGGAUUCGGUCCACACAAUUGUGUUGGAAUGCGAUUUGCUUUGCUUGAAAUUAAACUGACCCUGGUGAGAUUACUAAAGAAGUAUAAGCUGGAAAAGACUGAGAGGACAGCGGUAAAUAUACAUCUUCUUUCUUUCGUCCUGUUCAGCUGUCCCUACCUAAGGUCUCAUUUGUAAUGUUGUUUUGUUGGUUUUCGCGGUUUAAAUUUGUUUCUAUGUAUGUUCAUACGUAUAUAGCCACUGACUGAUAAUUCAACGUCUGCUAAGAGUUUAUAUACACGCGUAAGGAGGGAGGCUACCGUAGCUUCUUAAAUAUCGUAGAUCUAUCCAUAAUGUUAGAAAAAAAAAAUUUCCCGUUAUUCGAGGAAUCGCCUUGACAACUUUAUUUUGACACUAGUACAAUGUUCUUCAGUUUCGCAAUAUGUCGAUUUACCCGUUUAAAACAAAAUUUUCAUAGCACGAUGGAGUUACAAGAAAUAAAAACGACAUGUAACAGGCACCUAGAAGAGUACACAAGAUGUCAUGUGUGAGACAACAGAGUCAGUCAUUCUAAAUCUGGUCAUGUAUCGUUGUAAUUGAGUCUUGGGAAUUUAGUUAGCUUUCGUCUUUUGCAGGUUCCAAUGAAGUUUGAAGUUAUGUUUGUUCUCACCUGCGCUCCUGAGACGGUUAUGUUGAAGAUUUCACCGAGGGAUUAAAAUACGAUCAUAUUGUAUCUCGUUUAGCUUGUAAACCGAUGACGAUGUACUUCGCUAAAACAUCUUAUAGCACUCCUUUGUCAACCUCGGUUACGGUUUCGCCAAAUGUUUUUUCACUUUUCUCAGAUAGAAUAUUCUUUGAAAAUGUCUAUCUGAACGCGAGAACCGGCCAGGAUUAUUAGGUUAGAAGACUCAAACUAAAUAUAUCUAUUUAAUAAUGAUUAGUAUGCACAAUUGUUAUGCACUUUUAGUACCUGAGGCUUACGAAACGUUUCGAACAAAUAUCAGUGACGCUUAAUACUGUGACGUAAGCAAACUUGGGCAAACUAAGACGUCAGCAAAAGUGGAAUUAACAAAAAUAAAGCACCAAAGUCACGUUACCUCAAAAUACUGUGCCUUCAACGAAGAGCUUCACGAUAUUUUCAACACUGCUAAAAAUACU
This is a messenger RNA of Pocillopora meandrina, 7051 nucleotides long. The record is from the annotation of a GenBank genome assembly. Lineage: Eukaryota; Metazoa; Cnidaria; Anthozoa; Scleractinia; Pocilloporidae.